AUGGACCCGAAAAUUAUUCACAAAGUGAAGCCGUUCGACGGUCAGAGAGCGAGCUGGAAGACGUUCAGUAUCCAGUGCAAAGCCUACCUGAUCGCGCAAGACCGAAGGUAUCGACCUCUUCUCGAGAAGCGCGAAGACGGAGCGCAGGGCGUAGACAACGUGAGCCUGUCAGCCCAAGAGGAGGGGCCCAGCGCGCAGCCGUGCCUCGCCCUGUUUCCGGUCAUGCCCGAGGACUCGGUGGGCGAGAUGAUUGUGAGGAACAGCAGCGCGGGCGAAGGAGCGGCGUGCUGGAGGCAGCUGCAGAAGGAGUGCAAACCGAGCGAAGCAGGCAACGUGCCAGUGAUGUGGACCAAGCUCACGGACACGAAGUUCGAGGCAACGGACGACGUGAUGGUGGUUAUCAGCAAGCUCGACGAGGACAUGACAAGGUGCCAGAAUACGUCGGGCGAGCCCGUGUCGGACCUCAUCGAGCGAGGCAUUCUCGCCGAGGCGCUCAUGGAUCACGGCGAGUUGCAGAAGCACGUGUUUCGGAACAGCAGUCGGCUGAACGCGUGCGAGCUCCUGCGAGCCGAAGUCGUGUCGGCGCUGGCGGUGGAGCGAGCGGCCCACGACGAUCCGAUGGACAUCGGCGCCGACCUGGAGUGCAAUUACUGUCACAAGAAAGGCCACCGCAGCGCCAACUGCCGCGAUCGGAUAGCCGACGAUAAGAAUGCGGCCGCCAACCACGACAACAAGGACAAGGAGCAGCACAGAAAAGAAAAGGUCAAAGGGAAGAAGAGGGUCGCAGCAGCGGCAGUAAGAGAGCUCGAGAGUCACAGAGCCCGAAACCACGGGGCCGACUGGAAGUACACCUUGCCUUCCUACAGUGAGUUCACCUGCAGCUCUUGCAAGAAGAUGUUCAGGGGCAGAAGGUGGCACUGCCAUGAGUGCAAGCCAGACUUCUGCGGGGCGUGCGCAGAAUACUGCUUGGACAAGGCAUGCACUCGAAGUUCAACUUCUUGUUGCUGCUGUGAGUCAGCUGCGGUCGGGCCCGCGCUGCACGAGGUCGGGGGCCUGCGUGGGCAGGUGGCGGAAGACGACCGGCUGCGGUUAGCCCCGCGUCGGAAUGCCAUCAUGCUCGACUCAAGCGCGCAGAUCAGCACAGUGCCGAGGAAGCAGGUGACCAAGCACAAUUACACGCCGACGGACAGCAACGUCGUUGAGUUGAAGGGUAUCGGAGGCGAGGAGAUCGAGAGGUCCGGCCAUUGGGAGCUUAACCUGUCCCGAGGAGGAGAGGUUAUCCACGUUGGUGCGAAAAUUGCCGACGUGGAGUGCACCGUUGCGGCCGUGUGCGCGGUAGUGCAACGAGGCCAUGGCGUUCUCCAUGGCCCUGCAGGUCACUGGACCAUCGACGGCACCAUUGAGCCGCCUGGGCCGCGCGCGAAGGGCAUCGCCUAUCUUGUCGCCCCUGGUGCCCACUGUGCGUGGGAGCUCGAGCGGGCGGCGAUCCACGCUGCGUACAGGGGCCAGCGGGCGAGACAUGUGCCGAAGGUGUUGUUCGACAUCUUCUACGUUGGGACUGGCCAGCUGGCGAUCGCAGUUCAGAACGUGAUCGUUUGCAAGAUCCUGGCACGGGCGACGCAGUGUGCUAACAAAGAGUUGGGCGACGAUAAGGUGUCCUUCCUCAUGGCUGUUCUAGAGGUCUGGGGUCACGGGGCAGUUGCGCUUCAGACAGGCCAGGGGCCCGCCGCGACGGCCCUGGCAAAUGCAUUUCGAGAUCGCAGGUCUCGCUCUACAUUGGUGCAGGGAUCACCGCAUUUGACCAGGCAGAGUGCUGGCUACGCCGAGGGUGCCAACGAGCCUGCAGCAGGCUUGCUGCGGGCCUACAAGCUUGAGCUAGAGCGCAAGCUGGGGCGCGAGAUCAAGAUGACGGAUCCGAUCGCGCCUUGGCUCGUCAACUUGGUGGGCCAGAUGAUCGCCAGGUUUCAGCCGCGAAGCCAUGGGGGCCCUUCCCACGAGAUGCUGUAG
Messenger RNA from Prorocentrum cordatum, 2007 nucleotides. NCBI's taxonomy places the organism in Eukaryota, Dinophyceae, Prorocentrales, Prorocentraceae. The record is from the annotation of a GenBank genome assembly.